Alternaria metachromatica is the source of this 3051-nucleotide messenger RNA. RefSeq lists its product as uncharacterized. The transcript is spliced from 5 exons. The record is from RefSeq and is a predicted model, not a curated record. Lineage: Eukaryota; Fungi; Ascomycota; Dothideomycetes; Pleosporales; Pleosporaceae. The coding region runs from base 1 to 3051 and encodes 1016 amino acids.
AUGCGAUUCUUCGCGUGGUUACUCACGACCUUCCAUGUCUUCGAUGUUGUCAAGGGCUCUGCGAGCGUUGCGUGGUCAAAUACGACUUCAGGAGACGAAUUCCUGUCAGCGCUCAACCCUAACUACGCCGCAAAAGACUACUUUCCCAGGAUUACCUAUGAACUAUGGAUCACACAUCGAGCCGUGGACACACCAUUCUUGAGGAAGAAUCUCAGACAUUACGAACAACUCAAGAUGAACCCAUGGAAAAUUGGACGCGACGAACUCACCUUUCCUGCCUAUAUGGCAAAGCGAUACGCUCCCAACCUACCACCCAGUAGUAUGCUCUGCGAUGGCUUCGGAAUGUGCAGAGCCCCAAGCUGUAAAGACAUUGGAGAAAAGCUCCGACCUGAAGAACAACGCGCAGCCAUGUUGUUCUUCGAAUUCGUAUCGGGUCUCGACCAUUCCUUCCACAUUACCAGCGAAGCUCUCCAGGAUCAUUGGCGGCAUAUUCUCGAAGACAUCGAUCAACUCACCCGGAGGUUCACGUAUGCGGACGAACAACAAGAAGCGGCUAUCAAGAAGGAUGAGAAGAAGAAGAAAGCAAUGGCCGCAAUGGAGUUGGCUUUCGGAAUCAUUACAGCAGUUUUCGGGCUCAUGUCCGCAGGCGCCAACAUCGUGAACUUCAGGCCAGAGAUCGUCAAUAAAUACAUCAACGAGAUGGCUGUGUUCAAGAAUAUGGGUACGAAGUGGCAGCGAACUCUGGAAUGGGCGGGCGGCAAGACCAGGAUUCCAGGCAGCUCAAUAGCCAGGAAGCUGAAGUCUCGGAGACAUCCGGAGGCGACAGACGGCGGUCCACGCCCGGAUCCGUCAGGUUUCCUCAGGGAUAAGACAAUCGAGAACAUCCAGAAGCUGUGGACCAUCACUAGCGGAGGUUAUCUCGGGGUGCAAGGGUUGACCAAAGAGGUAGUCAAGAAGAUCGACCAUAAGAAGGAUUUGAAAGGAUAUGACAAGACUCUGGAAGCGGUGCGUGCAGAGCUAGUCGAACUCGAUACCAACGAUAUCGACGAAGCCAGAGCCGGAAUGCCAAUCCUUGCGUUGGGCGGCAGAAGUCGCGAUGGCAACAACAUCGUCGACCUCUAUGAGAAGGACUUUUUUUACGGCGCCAAUGUCGACUUUCGAGCCUAUGUCGACUUCGUGGUCGGCUUGAGGACUUAUGCGACUAUCAUAAGCGCCUUGUGGAAAACGGAAGGCGUCUACGUCGUCGAGACCUGGACUAAAGAAGGCGGCGACUGCGACCAAGACAAUCGUGGACCAGCCGAGAACAAGAUCUGUCUUCGGGAACGUCCUAAUAUAUCCUACUGGGUGUACGCAAUGACAAAUUACAAAGACAAGAAGAAUCGUAGUCCACCCGGAUGGGAGUACCUCACCAGUGAAGAGGGUUUCCACGGCCUCUUCGCUAGUGACGUGGUCCGAGCUGCUCUUUGGCGAGAAGAGGUCUAUUGGCCUGAACGCGAGAAGGAGGAACGUGAACGGAAUUCCACAGCUUCAGGCACCUGCCCAUCAGACAACAACGAUCGGCUGCAGGAUACGCCGGCCCUGGAGCCGGUGAAUCUGGACGGCAAGGGAAGUCCGGACACCAACGUCACGCACUCAUCGGGCUCGAACUCUACUUUACCCCCGGGCGCGAGAAAGCGUCUGGACGACUAUGGCAACGCCCCCGACGCUUUCGACAUUGCGGUAUGUCGCAGCUGGAUGGGUGAAGCUAUCUCCAGCACGAAGAGCACAGACCACAACAAUGCGCCUUGCCUAUGCGAUCCCAUCAACCCCAUCUACGCAGCCUCGUGGGAAGCGCCCACGAACUGGACCAUGGCAGCAACCAAGAAGUUCAUCAAAGACAGCGGCUUGUACAACUUCGACAGCUUCGGAAAGAAGUGCCACGACUGUGACAGGAUGGAUGUAAGUUGGAAGGCACUGUUACAACUUGACGACGAGGAAGAGCCAGCGAAGCAUAUGAAGAAGGCUUGGCUUCACGACUGCGACCCGAAUCAUCACAAGGAACAUGACUUGGGACCACCACAGCUUACCAAUCCCAACUCGACAAGCUCAUCAUCCGUACCACCAGGUUGCGACCCAACGCAGGCACCAACACCCACCCGAGAGCCCAUCAUGCAAGUUACCACCCAGCUCCUCAACGAGGAGACGCGGUACCCGAAGAACACGCCCAAAAACAUAACGUCGCAAGGCGCAUGCAACGGGCCGUACUGCAUCGUGGACGUCGUCUACGAAAUCCGGGAGUCACACUACAACUACACCGUCGACUCCUCGGUCCGAAACGGCGAAUACGGUUGCUAUCCUGGCAACGACAAGUGCGUUGAACAGUCCGCGCACGAUCUUUGCGACUUCCGCGAUGACGAUGACGACAGUGAAGAGGCUAAGGCCAAGGAAGACGCGGAAUGGGACCGUGAAGAAGUCGGACCAGACGACGACGAGUAUGAGGACUUCAUCCAGGAGAACCCCAAAGGCAACGGCACAGCCCCAGGCAACGACAAGACCUCGACCGACGGCACGAACCCAAGCAACGACAAGGCCCAAAAUGACGGCACAACUCCCGGCGACAACGGCGCUCCAGGCAACGGCACCUCCCCCGACAGCCAAGACAAGAAGAAACCCGACAACGAAGCCAUGAAAGCCUUCAAAGCAUGGCUCAAGAUGAACGAGAAACGACAAGCAUGUGUAUGCGGCGGAAACGGCAAGAACGGCCGACACGGCAUCCAUUGUUUCCCAGGACCAGUCGCCACGAGAACCACUACGAUCAAGGGCCGCAUGAGCCAGACAGCUAAUCCGUUGAGUCCUUUGGCUGCUACACCCACUGGAGCCGGAGGUGGAAGUGCGGCUGCAAGUGGGACUGGCAAUGUAGUGACCAACGUUGUCGCCACGAGUGAUGUGUGGGUCGACGCGCGAGAAAUAUCUGUUGAGAUGCCGAGUCUGGGUACGCCUACUGAGACGGCGGUGUUCUUGACGGGUAGCUACGCUUCGAUCGCUACGUAUCCCGCGGCGGGUAUGCACUGA